Molecule: messenger RNA, 4439 nt
Organism: Episyrphus balteatus (marmalade hoverfly)
Lineage: Eukaryota; Metazoa; Arthropoda; Insecta; Diptera; Syrphidae
Product: mucin-17
Exons: 6
Coding region: 87-4241 (1384 amino acids)
Cellular component (GO): extracellular region
Molecular function (GO): chitin binding
Source: RefSeq, a predicted model, not a curated record
GCGUCUGUUUAACGACACUAAAUGUGAAAGCGUUAAAGGCCGACGGAAGCUUUGAAGAUGCUGACCAAGUCAAUGAAUUUAUAACAAUGAGUUUUAGCUCCAGCCAUCCCUAUGAUUUAAGGCAGACAAUUCCAGGUGAACCAGAAAUCGAUUAUCCAAUUUACAGUGCAGUUCCGACUACAAAUUUUGAUUGUAAUGGUCGUCAUGAAGGUUAUUAUGCUGAUACCGAAGCUAGAUGCCAAGUUUUCCGAAUCUGUGCCAAUACUGAUCUUGUCGGAAGAGGUUUUGCAUUCCUUUGUCCAAAUGGAACACUCUUUAGUCAAAAGAAUUUCGUCUGCGAUUGGUACAGAAAUGUUGACUGCAAUGAAAGUGAACGAUUUUAUAGUAAAAAUGAUAAUAACCGAAUUGGUACAAAAAGCGAUAUGAUGAAAACCGUUCGACAAAUGAUGGAACACCCAAUGAAAACAAUAAGUAUAGCUUUGAAUCGUGGUAAGUCGACAACACCACAACCUGCACUGUACUCAAAACUUGGAACGAGUUCGGGAACAAAGACUCCAAGAAACGUCCAAACAAGUACUACGCCUGCAAACAGACUUCCUAUUCAAGAUAAUUUCCACCAAGAAAAGCAGUCAAUAGCUCAGAACCAAGGUGAAAUUGAUUUAAGAUUCUCUCCAUCGCUGGAGGAUUCUCCUACAAUUGGACAAAAAAUAGAAAUUACCUCACCUUCGGAAGGAGGAUUUAAACCAUUGAAUGUGGGUUCUUCAAGCAUAACACCACCCUCACCAACAUUUACCCCACCUUUUGAAUCACCAUUAAUCGCACCAUAUGAAGGUCCUUUGUCUUCUAAUGAUGCCUCUUUCGAAACUUAUAAUUCUGCUACACAAGGUGAAUCACUAUUACCAUCGACCGAAGAAAGUGGCAGUGAAAAUGAAGUUUACAUCUCGAGUCUUGGUGAACUUUCAACAGAUCCUGGAGCUAAUUUCAAUCGACAAACUUCUCGUAUAAUUUCUGAUCCACCCUCAAAUGAACUCGAUAUCAGCGAAACAAAAGUUGUGAACGCAAGUGGUUUGAACUUUGCCGAAAAAGUUAAUGCUGGCUUAAAUGGAUUAGAAGUUUUAAAUAACGAUGGAAUUAUAGCACCCGAAUAUGUUAAGAAUAUAAUGCAACAACAAAAUGUUGCAGUUGCAGAUGAAAUUAUUCAACCAGUACCAUUUGAUUUUGCUUCGAACAUCAAUAGUUUAUUGGAUGAAGUAACUUAUGAGGCCGAAUUGGAAGGUCCACAUUCUGUACAAUUUCAACAACAAAAUUCACCAAUAGAAACAAGUGCACCCACAAAGAAGCCAUUCCGAUUUUUAAGUCGUGGAUUUUCACAUGAAAAUUCUAAAGAUGGUGAAACUUAUGCGUAUAGAUCGACAUCAGCUCCGAGAAGCUCAUACCGUACAACACAGCAUUCUACAUCCACACAAUCAUUAAGUAAUUCAUUGAUCACAACAUUAUUAACUACUACUCAAACUCCAGUUACAUCAACAGAAUCUUCUCAAAUUUUAACAUUAGAAAAUGCUUCAGAAAAUCCACAAAUUGAAUCCUCGGAUGAGUUGAAUAUUAAAUUCGGAGCUCCAUUUACUGAAUCCAAUCAAAUCAAUACUUUAGUAGAUCAAGAAAAUAGGUCUGAAACUGUUCAAGAUGAUAGAAUAACCGAAUCCCAAAUUUCAAAUACACCUGCAUUUGAUUUGGAGUCCAAACCAGCAGUUAAAAGAGAACAAAAAGAACUGAAACAAUUAGACUCUGUUGGUUUUGUGACAAAUCCCUCCCCAGUACUUAAUAACGAAGUUAAGACUGAUUCUGAAUUGGAGUCAACACUUCACUCUAAACCAGCUGUUAAAAGAGAACAAAAAGAAUUGAAACAAUUAGAUUCAGUUAAUUCUUUAAAAGACACUUCUACAGAAGCUAAUGAUGAGGAUAAAGUCGAUGCAAAUAAACGAGCUGAAGACUUGCUUCUUGCCGGUGUCAAACAAAUCACUGUUAAUGAUUCUGAUGAUGAAAAAAGUAAAACCAAAGAAGAUGAAUCCAUUGUUCCAAUUUAUAAUCGAGUUGUAGAACCUCAAACUUCAACUCCACACAUAACUUCAUCUUCAAGCACUGCUGCAACUCCAACAUCUUCUACCUCAAGUUCAUCAUCAACACCGGCAGCUGUGUCUUCUACAACAACUGAUAUUCCAAGUACUUCCUCAUCAACAACUACUGCAACUUCGACAGAAUUUUCAACUACUUCUGAACCUACAACUACAGCGGCAGUUUCAAUUCGUAGGUUUACAGUAGGUAGCGGUAAACGUCGCUUAACUUCUAGACCUAUUUCUUAUUCGAGAAGAAAUAACUUGCCACGGUCUGGUCAAAAAACCACUGUAACUCCAAAAUCAUCAACUACUACAUCUGCACCAGCCUACAGAGGACGACUUGGCCAUAGAUCGACUUCAACAACACCUGCAUCAAGCACAACAAGGACUACAAAAUCGCCUCGCAAACGUCUCAAUAUCAACCGAGUUACUUAUGGAUCCCGUAGACGAACAACUGAAUCAUUAGUUUCCACAACUUCAACAACAACGAUAACUCCUCCAAGCAAGAAAUUAACCGUCCGAAGUUCGGAUUCAGCAUUUUCAGACCUUACUGCUGUUGCCAGUACAUACAAUGCCUCACCAAAUCGUGCAUAUAACUCAAUUCGUCAGGGUUCUUACAAGUAUUCUCAAACCAAACGACGACUUCCCAUACAUCACAAAAAUAAAACCAUCGAAACCACAACCAUUAAACCAUUAUCAAAAACUUCUACCACACAGCAACCAAGAAGUACAUCUUCAUUACCAACUCCUACUUUAGCUCCAUUUUCACAGCAUGAAGCUCUCUCUCCCAUACCUAUUACAUCAUCGACGACGCCGGAGCCCUUACCGGCUACAUUCCUUUCAUUUAAUGAUCUUACUAAAUCCAUUACUGACGAUUCAAUUUUACAGACUUUAAGGAAGAAACAAGACUUCAACAGACAAUUAGUUGACUCGACAGCAUUUAGAACCCUCCAGCAAGGUUCACCUAGACAACAAAUUCCCUUCUCCACUGCGCCAAGAAUUCAACAAGUUUUAUCAACGCAAAGACCUCCCCUUAAAGUAGCAACAACUCUGCCAUUCAUUCCAUUGAAAGAUUUUAUUGCUAGUAAAUUUGGAGCUCAAUACAGUCCAGAACCUCCAAAACUAUCAACCACAAGACCGUCCCUAAUCACACCAAACAUUAAUAAUGAUUUUGCACCGAAAAUACAAACAAAAACAGUUUUCAAACAGCAGUAUUCAAACCAAGAAUCCGUCAGAAGUCAGGAGUUUGCACCCCAAAUUAAUCAAGUUGUCAAAUUAUCUCCAUCUGUCCUCAGUCCAUUGAAUCAAAAUGUUUUUCUACAACAAUCCCAAUUGAAUGUUCAACAACAACAGUAUCAGGAACAACAGCUUAGACUACAACAACAACAACAGCAACAAAAACUUCAACAACUUAAACAACAACAAAAUCAUCUACAACAGGAAUAUCAACUUCAACAACAGCAAAAGCUCCAACAGCAACAACAACAACAAAAAAUCCAACAACAAUUACUUCAACAACAACAACAACAAAACCUUCAUCAACAACAAUCUCCACCACAGCAGUAUUUUUCAUCUAACCAACAACAAAUCUUUCCAACUCAACAAUACACUCAACUCCAACAGACUGUUCAACAACAACAAUCUCAGCAACAAAGAAUUCCAUUUCAACAACAAGUUUCAACCAAAAUAAUUCCAUCAGUCGAACAACAAUUCGAAAUCCAACGAAGCCAACAAUUACAACAACCAAUUACUCUAACACCCCAACAACAACUACAACAAGCUCAAAUCCAGAUCAUACCAUCUCAGAUGACCAUGUCCCAAACAAUUCGUCCACAACAAUCAUCAAAUUCCAAUGUCAAAUCUGAAAUAGGCUCUAUCAAUGUCCGUUUGCCAAGCAAUCUAGCUGGCUUAAUACCAAAUACAAAUAUCUUUGAUUCGGAUAGAAAUAGCAACUCACUUGAAAGUGCUCAGAGACGAAGUGAUUUGGCCUUUGAAGAUACAUAUGGUGGUGGAGCUCGGGAGAGAAAGUCUGUAUUUGCGGGUGUUAGUUCAUAUGACGUGCCAUUAAGUAGUGUUGGUCGAUUGGCAAAUGAUGUAACUCAUUUGCUGCGACAACGAAGACUUUAAAAUUAUAUUUUCAGUAAAAUCAUAAUUUUAAUUAAUUUAAUAAUGAAAUAAUUUAAAAUUAAAUUUAAGUGAAAAAAAAAAAUGUGUAAAAGAAGAAUUUAUCGAGAGAGUAUCUUGUCAUGUCCAUAAAUAAUAAUUGUUAUUCCUCAGUUCACUUGUGAAUUUUUUUAUAUUUUUAAGAGCUAAAUUAUGUUUGCU